This is a messenger RNA of Mucor mucedo, 1268 nucleotides long. RefSeq lists its product as uncharacterized. Bases 406 to 1101 code for a protein of 231 amino acids. The record is from RefSeq and is a predicted model, not a curated record. NCBI's taxonomy places the organism in Eukaryota, Fungi, Mucoromycota, Mucoromycetes, Mucorales, Mucoraceae. The transcript has a single exon.
UUUUUUUUUUUUUUUUUUUUUUUUUUUUUUUUUGCUGUGAAGCCGGUAAUAAGCAAGAAAAACUUUACUCUUUCAGUGACAAAAAAAAUGAAGUUAUCCCCCUUGAUACACGUGUAAAAUAGUUUAUCUGCAGAGAGGGGCUGUCGGAUCCAAAUCAGACCUAAAAAAGGCAAGUUGUGAAUAAAUUGAUCUUUGUCCAGACCCGGAAUCGGUACUAAAGGCGGUUGAUUUUCUCUGUUUGCUGUUGCUGCUGGUACCUUUGGAAGGUUUGGGUCUGCCCUCAGAAACCCAGAAUAGGGUUCUAGCCUUUGGGAAGAGGGGGGGGGGCUUAUAACAAUUUAAUAUAAAAAGGAAGAAAACCUAAUUCCUUCUUUCUCUUUCACUAUUUCCCACUACUUUUCAUAAAUGACAAUCAUGAAUGGAAAGACAAAACGACCUCCAUUUCGAAGCACAGCAGCAGUAGUAGUAGAGCACAAGGUGUCCGAUGCUAGCUUUUCAAAGUGGUCCAAGAUGUUACACUUGAUUUCGCCUCCCAACAAGAAGAGAAGGUCCACCUCAAUUGUUGCUAAGGAUGAUGAUGACGAUGAAAAAGAAGAAGAAGAGGGAACAAUAGAUGCUCUAAAAAAAGAAUUCAUUAUCGAUCAAUUUAACAAGCAGAAAAGCUUAAAUCGCCGUGCCAUGUAUAUACCCAAUCCUCCUCCCAUUGACGGGCCCAAAGAUGCCUCUCAUCAAUGGUCCUUGUAUCGCGCAACCUAUCAAAAACUCCGACAAAAUACAUUACCUCUUUCGGAAACAAUUCAUUUACGAAAAAUGCUUAUUUUGUUGCAACCCCAGCAGUUCAAGCAACAGAAAAAAAUUGAUCCCGUUACUCUGCAUACUAGGGUUACCAAGGUAACCAUUCCAGUAGCAGUAGAGGAUGAAGAGGACGAUGUACCAUUAGGCACCUUAUUAGAGAAAAAAACAACACCUCAUACAGUCACCUCUCCAAUAAAAAAAAACCAGAUUGUUUAUCAGAGAUAUUUAACACCCACAUUUUACCAUAUGCCUUACUACCAACCGCAACAGCCGUAUUAUUAUUACAAUACAGCACAAUUCAUCUAGCUGUUUUUACAUCUUGUACAUAUAACCCAAAAAUAAAUAAAUAAAUAAAAAAAGGGGGGGGGGGGGAGGAUGCAUACCCCAAAUUUGUAUUAUACACAAAAAUAACCCAUUAAUUAAUCAUUAACCACACACUUUAUCCAAUUUAUAUACCCUAUCCCUCUCUUGGC